AUGGAUCAAUUUAUAGAUACAGGAGAAUCAGAAGAAAGAACAACAGAAGACAUCAACAAGGAGGAAACUGAAGCUUAUGAGUUAGAUGAUGAUGUCAAUGAUGAUCAAGCUCCUAAGGAAGAAGAGAACAACACCGGAGUCACAUUGAACGUGGAUAAUCGACUCAAACCAUCCAUUGAGGAGCCAUUAAGCCUAGAAUUAAAGAUAUCACCGGAUCACUUGGAGAAAUUGAAUGAUAACACUAUGAAGGACCACUUUCGGCUGCCAUUAAUAGACCAGAUACUGGAAAGUUGGGAGAAAUGCCACUACAUGGUGCCAGAGGGUAUCCUGUUGGGACAUAGAAUUUCAAGAAAAGGGAUUGAGGUGGAUAAGGCUAAAAUUGCUAAACCAUUAACCAAACUAUUACCGAAAGAUGGGUCAUUUGACUUCGACCAGGCCUGCAUGUCAGCAUUUAAAACAUUAAAAGAUAAACUAGUUCAAGCUCCGAUCAUGAUUGCCCUGGAUUGGGAUUUGCCAUUCGAGUUGAUGUACGAUGCAAGUGACUUUGCAGUUAGAGCAGUAUUGGGUCAGCAGAAGGAUAAGCAUUUUCAUCCCAUCUACUAUAGCAUAUCAUCAGAAGAUGUAUACCACUAUCUGAGGGAUGUGAUUUUCUCAGACAUUGUCACUCAGGACUAG
This is a messenger RNA of Dioscorea cayenensis subsp. rotundata (Guinea yam), 675 nucleotides long. RefSeq lists its product as uncharacterized. Bases 1 to 675 code for a protein of 224 amino acids. Lineage: Eukaryota; Viridiplantae; Streptophyta; Magnoliopsida; Dioscoreales; Dioscoreaceae. The transcript has 6 exons. The record is from RefSeq and is a predicted model, not a curated record.